Molecule: messenger RNA, 3140 nt
Organism: Gambusia affinis (western mosquitofish)
Lineage: Eukaryota; Metazoa; Chordata; Actinopteri; Cyprinodontiformes; Poeciliidae
Product: sodium- and chloride-dependent GABA transporter 2-like
Exons: 15
Coding region: 779-2533 (584 amino acids)
Biological process (GO): sodium ion transmembrane transport
Cellular component (GO): membrane
Source: RefSeq, a predicted model, not a curated record
UUUCUCUUAUACCUUCAGUAGCUUCAAAAGACUAAUACAAUUAAAAUAAAAGUUGCAGAGAGCCGCAAAUGUCACUUUUUGAAUGAACACAUCACACAAUUUUAGAUGGAGCCCGAUGAUUGUGCCGGCGCCGACUUAUCCGAGUCCAAUCCGGCAGAAACUGACCUCAGCUGCUUCUGUCAAUGUAUUGACAGGAGGAGUCGUGCGCCACAUCCAUGUAAUGAACAAUAAGAAUGCCUAACCUUUGCUUACGCCACAACGCUUCACCAGUUCCCAUCCAAAGCACCGAGCCCAGUUGGAACCUGGUUAUUCUCUGCAAACCUCCAUCAUUUUCAAUUUCUUUCACAGCACCUUUAUUCAGCGGAGAUGCGCUGCAGCUGAAACAGACACAGGAGACUGGGCAGGGUCAAAGGUCGCCCUGUCUGACUCUUAUGUUGCGCCUUAUUUUAACUGUCGAGACGUGGUCGGCGAUGUACUUUGCACCCAAGGGGGGCAGAUGGAGGGGAAAGAGAGUGCAAGGCCAGCCUCGGGUUUAGCGUUACAAAGCCCCGCCCCCUCCCCCCCCCCCGCGCCUUUUCACUGCCACGUUAAAUACUAAAACUUUCAGCUUUUCUGGAUAAAGAUCUCCAAACACCCUCAACCCCCAGAGACGCUUCAGAGGUGACGCCACGAUGAAAGCCUUUCUCCGUCGGUUUCCGUUCGCCUCACAGGAGCAAAGGCAGGCCAUCCGAACCGCAGCCACCGCGUCAAGGAGGCGCUUCCAGCCUCGGAGGAGAAGAUGGAGGAGCGGGGUCAGUGGGGCAACAAGCUGGAGUUCGUCCUGUCCGUGGCCGGCUCCAUCAUCGGCCUGGGCAACAUGUGGCGCUUCCCCUACCUCUGCUACAAGAACGGAGGAGGUGCGUUUCUAAUCCCGUACCUGAUCUUCCUCUUCACCUGCGGCGUUCCCGUCUUCUUCCUGGAGGUCGCCCUGGGUCAGUACACCAGCCAGGGAGGAAUCACCUGCUGGAGAAAAAUCAGUCCCCUGUUCGAAGGUCUUGGCUACGGUACUCAGGUGAUUGUGACUCUGCUGAACUUCUACUACAUCAUUGUCCUGGCCUGGGGGAUUUUCUACCUCUACUACUCCUUCUCUUGGGACCUGCCUUGGUCGUCCUGCAACAACACCUGGAACACAGAAAACUGCGUCGAGUUCCAGAGGAGAAACGCUUCCGUCGCCGAAGAGGCCAACCUGAACACGACUUCUCCCGUCAUGGAGUUCUGGGAGAGGAGAGCGCUGAGGAUCUCCUCCGGCAUCGACCAAAUGGGCUCUCUGAACUGGGACAUGGCGCUGUGUCUGCUCAUCGCCUGGGUCAUGUGCUACUUCUGCAUCUGGAAGGGGGUGAAAUCCACAGGAAAGGUGGUCUACUUCACCGCGACCUUUCCUUAUCUGAUGCUGGUUGUGCUGUUAGUCAGAGGACUCACUCUGCCUGGUGCCGGGAUUGGCAUUCAGUUCUAUCUGUACCCCGAUCUGGGUCGACUGGCUGAUCCACAGGUGUGGAUGGAUGCCGGGACCCAGAUCUUCUUCUCCUACGCCAUCUGCCUCGGCUCCUUGACUGCUCUGGGGAGCUACAACAAAUAUAACAACAACUGCUACAGAGAUUGCCUGGCUCUGUGCUUCCUGAACAGCAGCACCAGCUUCGUGGCAGGCUUUGCCAUCUUCUCCAUCCUGGGCUUCAUGUCCUACGAGCAAAACGUUCCCAUAUCCGAAGUGGCAGAGUCCGGACCCGGCCUGGCCUUCAUCGCCUACCCCCGUGCCGUCUCCAUGAUGCCCUUCUCUCCCUUGUGGGCCGCGCUCUUCUUCGUCAUGAUAGUUUUUCUGGGUCUGGACAGCCAGUUUGUGUGUGUGGAAAGCCUGGUAACGGCCAUCGUUGACAUGUACCCCACUGUGUUCCGGCGCAAGAAUCGCAGGGAACUGUUCCUGUUAGGGGUGGUCCUCUUCUCGUUCCUGAUGGGCCUCAUCAUGCUGAUGGAGGGAGGAAUGUAUGUUUUCCAGCUGUUCGAUUACUACGCAGCCAGCGGGAUGUGUCUUCUCCUCAUGUCCAUCUUUGAAACCGUCUGCAUCGCCUGGGUUUAUGGUGCGGACCGUUUCUAUGACAACAUUGAGGACAUGAUUGGCUACCGUCCGGGACCUUACAUCAAGUACUGCUGGUUGUUCUUCACCCCAGCCACGUGCAUUGGGACAUUUGCCUUCUCCCUCAUAAAAUACACUCCUCUGAAGUACAACAACGUGUACGUGUAUCCGUGGUGGGGAUACUUCAUAGGCUGGCUGCUUGCCCUUUCCUCCAUGGUCUGCAUUCCUCUAUGGAUGGCUUACAAGAUCAGCACUACACAGGGAACACUCAAAGAGCGCAUCCAGGCGCUCGUCACACCAUCCGAUGAUUUACCUAAAACCAAAAGGGAGCAGGAGAGGUUAUUGGCUAUCUUUGUUCCCGAGGACGACUCAACCGCAAUGACAAACGGCAACUUUCCUGUGUCAGAGAGAGAUUCUACCUUGUGAAGUCCCGUAGGUGCACCUUAUCUUAACGAAAAAUAACUAAGAACAUCAAAGAGUUCUUUGCUUCUCCUCACAAAUGCAGACGCAUUAAGAGGAAGAAGAAGGAAAAAAGUCACCGUCUUUACCCGCAAUCAUGCCUAAAAGUGAAAUUAAGAAUUCAGGAGAUACAGAGGAAGUUCAGCGCUGGGUUUGGUGUAUUUGUUCACCGACAGAAAAAGUAGGGAUGAAAAUAAUUUUUUAAAAGCAAUGUGCCAUUUUUAAAUUAUUUAAAUUUAAAGAAAUAUUGACAACAUAUUGGAUUGAUAAAGUAAACAUCAUAAUGUUCUUUUAUAUUCGGUAAUCUUUAUAUCUUCUUUUAUCUCAUUAAAUAAAUGCUUGCAGAAGUCAUUCUGCGGUAUUUAAACUAUUUAGAGUUAGUGUGUUAUCCUUUGUUGUAGAAAUGGGAAUAAACACAAAUAUAAAGUAGCUAUAGACAUUAUUCUAUUGCUACGUCGCACAAGGCUAACACAAGGCAUAAACUAGCUUUUUUUUAUAACCUAACAUAUGUUGACUGUACAAAAAAAUGUGAAUUCUGUAAGUAUGGUGUUAAAUAAACUUGUCUUUGACUGUU